UUUUAAAAAUAUUGUGCGGCGUCCUCGGACUGUUUAUUUCUCAGGCGUGCCUUCGUGUAGUUAGCCGAGGCACUUGCACGUAUUUACACAGAUCGAGUACUUACGCGGAAUAAUGCCCAAACUCUUCGUUUUUUAAGGUGGAAAUCACUUUGAGAUAAAGUGUCUGCCAAGAUGGCGAUUAACUUGGGGGUUAAGGCUCUUCUCAGCUGGGUCAACAGCAUCAAACUGUCCGACCGAGACAUUGCAGUUGACGAUUUACAAGAUGGGAUUGUCUUCCUGAAAGUAAUUCAUGUGCUGAAAAAGCAACCCAACCCCUGUUUCAGUCAGUCCAUUGAAGAGCGGUUCAAUGUCAUCGCAAACUUCGUAGACGGAGACUGCAGAUUUAAUGCAGCCAAAGGCACGUCACUGCAUUGGGACAACAUAAUAGAUGGCGUCAACCUAACUGCAGAAGUUGCAAAGGUGCUGUUGUUGCUCUUGUAUUACGAUAUGAUGAAUGACCGCUGCACCUUGAACAUGUUGGAGUGUGAUGUGGAGCGUGAGAUAGCAAACUUAACUGGUUCCUUUGUGAUGGAGAGCGAAGGCUGUGUUUAUCUGAGCCAGCGACUUGACGCCUAUUUGUCAAAGAGACAUUUGCCUGUCUCCCGUGAAAUUUUUGAGCGAUCAGCGACCACCUCUUCCUCCAAUGUGUCGACAAUCUCCUCGCUGUCAGAUGACGAGUCCCCCGUAUUCCACCGCACUCAGAAAAUCACAUUUGUGGACAUGCAAACUGUAGCUUCUUCCUCAGUGAGCAUGUCCCCUUUGCAGGAUAUUAUGAACACACCUAAAUUUCAGAUGAGGAAGAUGCAACGUCAGAUGGUCAAGGAGAGAGAUUACCGAGACGGGUUGGAGAGGGAGCUGUCCAGCAAACUCGCGCUCAUUGCACAGAAAGAGUCUCACAUUAACCAGUUGCAGUAUCGUCUGGAUAAGCUGAAAGAAGAGCAAGGUGAUCAGGAGCAGGUUUCCAGGGAAGAAAUGAUUGAUCUUGAGACCAAGAAUGAUACGCUACAAAUGCGUCUUAAUGAGAUGUUGAAGCAAAAUAAAGACCUCAAGAGUACGUCCUCACUUACGGAGCGUAAAGUGGAUGACCUUACUGAAGAAAAUGGUGUACUCUCUUCUCGGAUGAGAGCAGUGUGCUCUCAGCUGGCCAUCUUCGAGGCAGAAGUCGGCAGGCUGACAGAGACCCAAGCAUCAGCUCAGCAGGAGUGGCAAAGCACAACAAGCCACCUACAGACAGAGCUCAACCAAGCUACUGCUCAAAAGGAGCUUCUGACUGAACAAAUUCAGAUCCUGCAUGGAAAGAUUUCCUGUUUGGAGGAUGAAAUAAGAAAGAUCACUGAGGAAGAAGUAGGAGAGAAUAUGGGGCCUGUAAUGGAGAGAGAAAUGGUGGAGACCGAGAUCACUGGUUUGAAGAAUGAGCUAGAGAGCACAUUUUGUACUCUGAAAAAGGCUGAGGUAGAGAUUCAGACCAAAACGCGUCAGCUGGCUGAAUACCAACAAGAAAUUACUCAACAGAAAGAGCUCCUGAAGCAACAACAAUCCCAAACAGAGGAAAUGAUUCAAGCAAAGGAUGAAAUUUUGGACAAUUUGCAAAAGGAGAUCACUGAGCAGAGAGCAGUCCUUCAACGAGAGAUCCAGGAUCUCGAGCUUCAGCUUGAACAGGUUGAGCAGCAGAAAACGGAGCAGGCAACCAGACUUCAACAGCAUAUUGCUCAGUUUGAACAAGAAAUUAAAAAAUUAAAAGAAAUUAAGAAAGAGAAAGAAGACGUUCUCCACCAGACUGAAGAAAGGGUGAAAGAUCUCGAAACAAAGUUAUCUGCUGCCAGUGCCCUCUUGGCUAAUAAAGACCAACAAAUUACCAGUCUCAAAGAAGAAGUCCAUGUCCUUACAGACGAAGCCCAAAAAAUCAAAGAUGAAAUUCGAGCUAAAGAGGAAAUGCUUGCUGACGUACUUCUAGAGAAGGCUCAUGAGCAAGAACUUCUUCAUGAUAAAAUCCAGUCCUUAACAACCCAAGUGGUAGACCUUAACACAUCACUGAAACAGGCUGAGCAGGAAAUUCAACUCAAGCAAGACCUACUGGCUAAAUCCCAACAAGAGAAUAUCCAGCAAAGGGAGGUACUCCGACAGCAGGUAGCAAGCUGUGGAGAGGAGGCCCAAAAACUAAAUGCAGAGAUACAGGUCAAAAAUGAGCAACUUGUUACGUUGAAGAAUGACAGCUCUCAACAGUCUGCAUUGCUGGAGCAAGAGCUAAAAGGUCUGAGAAACCAAGUAGAAAGUCUGAAAGACUCUCUCAGAAAGUCUGCGGAACAAGUUCAGGCCCAGUUAGUUAUAAUUGACAAGCAGGAGCAGGAGAGUUCUCAUCAGAAGGAGCUUCUGAAGCAAAAGCUCUCUGCUUCUGAAGACAGGGUGAGGAGCAUGAGUGUGGAGAUCCAAGCUGAAGAGGAACAGAUGAACAUGUUAAAGAAUCAAAGUUCACAGCAGUCAGAAUUACUUCAUCAAGAGAUAGGAGAUUUGAAGAAACAGGUGGAGUGUCUUAGUGUCUCACUGACGUCUGCUGAGGAGAAUUUGCAAUCCAAGGAGAGUCUGUUUGCCAAACAGCAACAACAGAAUUCUCAGAACAUGGAGGCACUACAGGCACAGAUGGUAGCUUCUCAAGAUGAGGUGAAGAGGCUAAAUGCAGAGAUUCACACCAAAGAGGAACAGUUGGCUCAGCUAAAGACUGAGACUUCUACUCACUGUGAAUUGCUCCAGCAGGAGAUUGAAGGGCUGAAUAAGCAAAUAGAAAGCAUGAACAUUUCUCUCGAGAUCACCAAAGACCAGGUUAAAGCCAAAGAAGAGUUGAUUGCCAAGCAGGAGCAGGAAAGCACUUCGCAGAUUGAGGCACUUACAAAGCACAGCGCAGUCCUUGAGGACAAAGUAAAUCAGCUGAGGGAGGAGAUCCACACUAAAGAGGGUGAGGUAGAUGCGUUAAAGGUUGAGAGCUGCAAGGAAUCAGUAGAACUACAAAAUGAGAUUCAAACUCUGAAGGAUCAAGUGGAAAGUUUGAGCGAAGCACUGAAGACUGCAACAGAGCAGGUUCAUGAUAAAGAAAACCUGCUGGCUCAGAAGGAAUUGGAGAUUUCACAAGGAAAAGAUACAUUUCAAAACCUGAUGGCAACCUCUGAAAAGGAGUUGAGAGGGCUUAGGGAGCAGAUCCAGGCUAAAGAGGAUCAACUGCUCCAACAAAAAAAAGAGGGCUCCAUACAUUCUGACAUGCUACAGGAAGAGAUCCGAUGUCUAAAAACCCAACUAGAUAGUCUGGUUGACUCUCUCACAAAGGCUGAGGAGAAGGUUAAGACCCAGCUAGUUAUGCUUAACAAGCAGGAGCAAGAGAGUUGUCAUCAGAAGGAGCUUCUGCAGCAACAACUGUUGACUUCUGAAGAUCAGGUGAGGAGGAUGAAGGAGGAGAUGCAAGCCAAAGAGGAACAGAUGAUCCUGCUGAGGACUGACGGCUCAGAGCAGUCGGGUUUGCUAAAUCAAGAGAUCCAAAGUUUAAAGGAACAGGUGGAGACUCUUGGUUCCUCACUGAGCAAGGUUGAGGGAGAUAUGCAAUCCAAGGAAGAUCUGUUGACUCGACGUGGAGAAGAGAUUCAGAAGCUUAAAAAAUGUCAGAAUGAGAAAGAGAGUCUCCUCCUCCAGACUGAAGAAAAGAUUAAGAUCCUUCAAACAGAAUUGUCUGCCGUUAACACACUUGUAGCUGAUAAAGACCAAAAUCUCAACACCCUCCGAGAGGAGGUGGCUACCCAAGGUAACUUGGUACUACAAGCAAGAGAGGAAGCUGAAGCCAAAGAGAAAAUUUUGGCUGAGAUAAGAGAGGAGAGCUCUAAACAGACAGAUGCUCUUCAAAACGAGAUCCAGGAUCUGAAGGGGGAAGUGGAAAGUUUGGGUGAAACACUGAAGACUGCAACAGAGCAGGUUCAGGAUAAAGAAAACCUGCUGGCUCAGAAGGAAUUGAAGAUUUCUCAGGGAAAAGAUGAAUUUCAAAACCUGAUUGCGACUUCUGAAGAGGAGGUGAGAGGGCUUAGGGAGCACAUCAAGGCUGAAGAGGAUAAGCUGGUUCAACUAAAAAAAGAGAGCUCCAUACAUUCUGACAUGCUACAGGAAGAGAUCCGAUGUCUAAAAACCCAACUAGAUAGUCUGGUUGACUCUCUCACAAAGGCUGAGGAGAAGGUUAAGAACCAGCUAGUUAUGCUUAACAAGCAGGAGCAGGAAAGUUGUCAUCAGAAGGAGCUUCUGCAGCAACAACUGUUGACUUCUGAAGAUCAGGUGAGGAGAAUGAAGGAGGAGAUGCAAGCCAAAGAGGAACAGAUGAUCCUGCUGAGGACUGACGGCUCAGAGCAGUCGGGUUUGCUAAAUCAAGAGAUCCAAAGUUUAAAGGAACAGGUGGAGACUCUUGGUUCCUCACUGAGCAAGGUUGAGGAAGAUAUGCAAUCCAAGGAAGAUCUGUUGACUCGACGUGGAGAAGAGAUUCAGAAGCUUAAAGAAUGUCAGAAUGAAAAAGAGAGUCUCCUCCUCCAGACUGAAGAGAAGAUUAAGAUCCUUCAAACAGAAUUGUCUGCCGUUAACACACUUGUAGCCGAUAAAGACCAAAAUCUCAACACCCUCCGAGAGGAGGUGGCUACCCAAGGUAACUUGGUACUACAAGCAAGAGAGGAAGCUGAAGCCAAUGAGAGAAUUCUGGCUGAGAUAAAAGAGGAGAGCUCCAAACAGAAGGAUGUUCUUCAAAACGAGAUCCGGGAUCUGAAGGGGGAAGUGAAAAACAUUUGUGUAAAACUUCUGGCUAAGGAGCAAAUGUUGCUUAAAACUCAACAGGUGUCUUCUCAGCAGAUUGACCUCCUCCAGCGGCAGCUUGUCUCAGUAAAUGCUGAUUUGAGCCAACACAAAGAGGCACAUGCUGCAGACCUCAGACUGAAAGAGGAUGCGCAGGAGUUGCAGGUUGCUACUCUCAGGGACAAAGAGGCUAUUUUUCAGGAAAAAGAAGUACUCAUGGCCAGGAUACAUCAGGCAGAAAAUGAUCAUAAAGCUCUCGAGACACAACUCAAAGCUGUCGCCUUUGAGCAGGAGAGACUUGCUCAAGCUAAGCAGGCUGUAGAGAGAGAGAACACAGCCUCUCGUAAACUGGAAUCUGCACUUGAGCAUGAGCUGGAGGUGUUAAAAUCGGAGAAAGUGCAACUCUUGAAAGAGAACAAAAAAGCUGAAGGAAUUGAGGCACUAAAGAGAGACCUGCAGGAACAGCUCUCAGCUAAAUCGGAGGCUGCAGAACACUACAAGUCACAGAUGGAGAAAGCAGUGAGUCAUUACAAUAGCGGGAGGCUGCUUCUCCAGGAAUGCCAACAGGAGGUGGCUGAACUCAAGCAUUCCAUAGAGGUCAAAGAGAGUGAAGCAAAGACAAUUGCCACGGAGAAUAAGCUGCUUCAACUGGAUCUGGAGAGAGCCCAAACCAAUGAGACAAAGCUUUUAGAAAUGGUGGCCAGUUUGAAGGCAAAGUUGGCCUUUGCUGACCAUAAACUACAGGUGCAGAAUACGAUUCAUGAUGAAGAAGGAAGUGCAACGGAAUUGUGUUACUUGGACGUUCCCAAGGCACACUCAAGCAUUCACACCAGGGUGAAGAGGACUAUAAGCUCUGACAGCCUGGACCAGAGCAGCCUGGAAGACUCACUGAACAUCACAAGGAAACCUUUAGCACCCGGUGAAUCGAGCACACCACUUGUUCGAAGUUCAGAGCGCUUGGCAGCCAAGCGACGGGUCCUGGAGACAGAGUCACUGGAAUCACUCUACUUCACACCUAUAAACACCAGACAGAACAACAGGGUCGUGGGAAAGCUGGAGCCAAUCCCAGCUGAUAUUGGGCGAGAGGCAGGGUACACCCUGGACAGGUCUAAUUUCAGUAUAGCCAAUCCAAAUAAUGUGAGUAAUGCCACUUUCUACAGUCUGGCCUCUGCUGGCUCCCAACCAAACCUCUCCAGUGCGCACUCUGCUCAACCUCAGUCCACGGAGCUGUUCAGAACAAACGACUCUGCCAGCGACCAACUCAUCGGUCUUCCAGGGUACAGACGGAGCACCAUCCAUUCACAGACCACUAGUACAUUUUGCGUUGGUGCAGAGAACGAGCCAGAUGGCGGCCCCGAUGAUUGGAUCAGGAUUGCUGAGCUGCAGGCCAGGAACAAGGCCUGUCUCCCUCAUCUGAAGAGCAGCUACCCUGUGGAGUCAGAGACUGGCCAUGGCGGUGUGCUCAUUUUCACCGAUGAAGAAGUCCGCACAGGCGACCCAACUGACACAAUCCGCCGGGCAUCCACGAUGCCUGGUCAGCUGCAAGACUCUCUCGUCUCCCAUCGUCACUCUCUCAUGAUGGGACAGUCCGGUGCUGCGGUCAGCACUCGUUCUCAUCGUCUGUCCCUGAUGCCCGGCCAGCUGCCGUCAAAAACCGCCAGUGCCUCUCAGCUGAGGAGCCCAAAAGGCACAAAGCGUUCUUCGUCUACAUUGUCUCUAUAUCAAACUUCACCUGAGAAAAAGGUGAAGGCCAGCUGCUUUCCCCGUCCCCUCACUCCCAAAAACAAGAACGUGAACAGUGGAUCUUCCAGCUCUCGCUUUCACCCUGUACUCAGUCCAGCUGAUCGCAGGCAGUCUAUGGUGUUCACUAUUGACAACACUCCUAAAAAGACCAACUAUCUGAAGAAAGGGCUGAACAAACUGCGCACGUCCACCUCCACCUCCACCUCUGUCCUUUCAGGGGAUUCUCAUACUGGCGUAGGACGAGCCGGCAGAGCCAGCAACUUCAAGUCACCCCAGGUGACAGGUAAAGGACAGAGGAAGUCUCCACAAACAGCCAGAAAGACUGGAAAGUCUCCUGGACUUACGGCUAGUGCUCGCAAGAUAAUGAGGAGAAUGAAGGUGUGAGGACUGGUCACCAAUUUGGUUUUAUGAUCUUCUACUUACAUACUUUACUUUUUUUCUAAUUGUUGUUGUUUUUAAAAUCAUUUGUCAAUCCAUCUUUUAUCCUUUCUGUAUUAUAUUUACAUGUUUCUUAAUAAACUAGAUAUUGAAAAGCC
Molecule: messenger RNA, 7124 nt
Organism: Scophthalmus maximus (turbot)
Lineage: Eukaryota; Metazoa; Chordata; Actinopteri; Pleuronectiformes; Scophthalmidae
Gene: numa1
Product: nuclear mitotic apparatus protein 1
Exons: 23
Coding region: 172-6972 (2266 amino acids)
Biological process (GO): establishment of mitotic spindle orientation
Cellular component (GO): spindle microtubule; spindle pole; centrosome
Molecular function (GO): microtubule binding
Source: RefSeq, a predicted model, not a curated record